Tetrahymena thermophila SB210 is the source of this 1371-nucleotide messenger RNA. RefSeq lists its product as hypothetical. NCBI's taxonomy places the organism in Eukaryota, Ciliophora, Oligohymenophorea, Hymenostomatida, Tetrahymenidae. The transcript has a single exon. The record is from RefSeq and is a predicted model, not a curated record.
AUGGGACAGAAUAAAUCAAAAUAAAUAAUACAAUAUACUGCUGAACCUUUAUAAAUUGAAGUCUAGCCAAAAUAACAAUAUUUAAUGUUAUUUUAAGGUAAGGAAUAUAAUAUAAUCGACUAUUUUGAUGAAUCCCAUGUUAAAACAUCUUAUUCUACAUGCUAAUGUAUGCUAAGAUAUCUAAUUAAAAAAGGUAUAGAGGUGAGCAAAGAUUCACUAGCUUUAUACAUGAAAGAUUCUAAUAAUGAAUAAUUUUAUGAAUUUUAAAAAAGCAUUAAUACUGAGAAGUGUAAUUUUAUCAUGUUACACUUAUACUAAUUUUAUUUGUAAAUAAGAAUAGUAGAUAUAAUUUAGUAAUGCAAACAACUUAUUAAAAUAAAUGUAUAAGCUUAUAGGUAUGCUGAAUCAAACGAUUAACUAAUAUAGCUAUUUGGUAAAAUUAUAGAUUAUUAUGAGUAAUCUAACUGUUUACAAGAUGUAUAUUUUAAAAUUUCAUCAAAUACAAUCAAGAUAGAUUGUGAAAAUAAAUAUUUCUCAAUUGAAAUCUUUAAAUAGCAUCCACCACAAGAAUAGGAUAUUUAGCAAAUAAAUUUAUUUGCUAUGAAAUCAAAAUGCAAAUUCAACAAAAUAUAUAUAAAUAUUUAUGCAGAAAUUUUGAAAAACAGAAUAUUUUCUAUCAUAGAUUUCUUAUAAAAUAAUCAAGAAGAAUUAUAAAAGCUUGAUUUGAUUUUUUUCAAUGAUUUUUAAGAUGAAGAAGUUGGAUUAGCUCUUUAUUGUAUAACUCAAAUAUUUUAAGAAUAAAAAAAAUUAAAUGAAGUUAGUGUGUUUUUAACAAAAGAUCUAAAUCAAAUAUAAUUUGACAUAUAUGAAUACAUAAUUAAAAAUUAAAAUAUGGAAAAAUUUACGAUAAAUGAUAUUGGAAUAUGUGACAAUCUUGCAUUAAUCUAUUUUGAUUUAUAAAAAAGCAUGGAAGCUUAGCUUGUAAUUAAAAAAAUCAUUUAAAAUAAUCCUAAAAUAUAAAUUCUUAAACUGAAAAGAGACUUUUACUUAUAAGGUUAAUUUCUAUAAAAUUUUGAAGUGGAAAUUCCAAGAAGAAUUAAAUUAUAAAUUGAAAUAAAUAGUUACAACCUAACUCAGUAAUAAUAUUUAAAGAUAUUAAAGUAGAUUUCUCAUGUUAAUUAAUUUGAAAUAGCAGCAAAUGAUUCAUAUACAUAAGGAAUAUAAGGUAAAAAUUUUAUAAAUAUAUUAAAUAAAUAUGAAAAUGAGAUUAAAUUAUAUGCAAUUAUCUAUUUGAUUAUAAAAAAAUAACUUUAAAAGGUACUCUACCAUAAAGCUGAAUAUUCUUUCAUUGAUUUAUACAUAGAUUAAUGA